Messenger RNA from Musa acuminata AAA Group (dessert banana), 312 nucleotides. RefSeq lists its product as uncharacterized. The record is from RefSeq and is a predicted model, not a curated record. Lineage: Eukaryota; Viridiplantae; Streptophyta; Magnoliopsida; Zingiberales; Musaceae. Bases 1 to 312 code for a protein of 103 amino acids. The transcript has a single exon.
AUGGCUGGCUGUUCCUCUAUGACAUGGAUGGUUGCGGAGAAGGUCUCAUGGUACUGCGCGCUGCUCUUGAUUCUCUUGCUCGUUUCCAACUGCUGUGAUCCGGACGAGGCCGCCGCGCCGAUUCGGAGGUAUCUGCCGGUGAACGACCGGCCCUGCGACGAGAUAUACGUGGUCGGAGAAGGAGAGACGCUUCAGACGAUCAUCGACAAGUGUGGCGACCCGUUCGUACUCGAGGAGAAUCCUCACGUCCAAGACUUCGAUGAUGUAUUCCCAGGUCUUGUCAUCAAGAUCACUCCCUUCACUGGAAACUAG